GACGAGGAGCGGAAGUUCUCGAAGAUUCCCGGCGAGCGCGGAUGCAUGAUAGAAACAUUAUUUUGCUCUGUCUGCUCAAAGACACUUGGCAGUGUCUACAGGUGCACCCCAAAGCAUCUCGACUACAAGAGGGAUUUGUUCUGUUUCAGUGUUGAUUCAGUGGAAAGUUACAUUCUAGGAUCCUCAGAAAAGGAAGCUCUUACUGACGAGGAACCUUUAACUCUUGAAAAUCGAGCUGCCUUUGAAGAGGUGCUACAAAGGGCAGACACUGUGUUGAAGGCUCUGGAGGCGAGACUGAUUGCUGUUGAACUGAGCAUGUCUUCUCUUC
Merops nubicus (carmine bee-eater) is the source of this 328-nucleotide messenger RNA. It is a transcript of the gene MIS18A, whose product is annotated as MIS18 kinetochore protein A. Gene Ontology annotation, cellular component: chromosome, centromeric region; nucleus; chromatin. NCBI's taxonomy places the organism in Eukaryota, Metazoa, Chordata, Aves, Coraciiformes, Meropidae. The transcript is spliced from 4 exons. The annotation marks the transcript as partial. The record is from RefSeq and is a predicted model, not a curated record. Gene Ontology annotation, biological process: chromosome segregation; CENP-A containing chromatin assembly.